This is a messenger RNA of Beta vulgaris subsp. vulgaris (sugar beet), 1194 nucleotides long. RefSeq names its product LOB domain-containing protein 16. The coding region runs from base 326 to 1000 and encodes 224 amino acids. Gene Ontology annotation, cellular component: nucleus. The record is from RefSeq and is a predicted model, not a curated record. Gene Ontology annotation, biological process: hormone-mediated signaling pathway; positive regulation of DNA-templated transcription. The transcript is spliced from 2 exons. NCBI's taxonomy places the organism in Eukaryota, Viridiplantae, Streptophyta, Magnoliopsida, Caryophyllales, Amaranthaceae.
GUAUUACGUAAAACCAUUACCAAAUGUUCCCCUAGAACCCUGCAUUAAUGGACCCUAUAAUGUCUAACUUUUCCUUCAUAUAUAUCCUCCUCUUAUUAUGACCCAACCCCACUUUCUAAGCUACUACUAAUUAGUAAUAUUAGUAACUUACUUAAGUAGUAAGUAGUGUACACAACAACCCCCCCUUAUUUUUGCACCCUUUCCUAGUACACCCGUGUGCUUAAGUCCCCUCUCCCCAAAAAAAAAAAGAAGUUAGUAAAAGUCUUCUUUUUCUCACUUCAUUUCUUCUUCUUCUACUUCUUCUUCUUCCUUUUUUCCCUCAAGUAUGGCAGCUGGGGCAGGAUCUCCUUGCGGAGCAUGCAAGUUUUUACGGCGAAAAUGCGCGUCGGAUUGCAUUUUCGCCCCGUAUUUUUGCUCCGAACAAGGACCUGCCCGUUUCGCUGCUAUACAUAAGGUGUUUGGAGCUAGUAAUGUCUCCAAACUCCUAUUACAUCUUCCUGUGCAUGAACGUUGUGAGGCUGUUGUUACCAUUGCUUAUGAAGCCCAGGCUCGGAUCCGUGACCCGGUUUAUGGUUGUGUUGCGCACAUCUUUGCUUUGCAGCAACAGGUGGCAUAUUUACAAGCACAAUUGAUGCAAGUGAAGGGACAAUUAGCAAACAAGAACAUGGAAAAUCAAUGGACAACAACAACAACAUUAGAAGGAAAUAAUCAGAAUUAUCUUGCAGGAAUUCAAGCAGGAGUAUUUCAAACUCAAAGUGGAGUUACUAAUAAUAGUAGUAAUUACAUGAAUAAUAAUAAUCCCAUUUCAUCACCUCAAAGUUCACUUGAUUCAGUUGAUCACCAUCAAAAUGUUACUAAUGAUGUUGGAAUGAUGGUAAUGGCAAUGCAAGACUAUGGUGGAGUAAUUCAACCUAAAACUGAGGGUAUUAUUGGAAAGAAAAGGUCCCUUGAUGACAUGGGUGAGCUUCAAGAAUUGGCCCUUAGAAUGAUGAGAAAUUAAUUUAUUUUCUUUAUUAAAUAAUAAUUAGAGAGGAAAAAAAAGAUUAUGAGAAUAUUAGUGGUCUAUGACUCUUAUCCCACAAAUGAUUGUAAAUAUAGAGGAUUGUCAGAGGAGCUAAUUUUUAGUACUUAGUAUAAAAAGUUUGCAAUAUUAUAUUAAGAUGAGGCAAGCCCAAAAAUGAGGCAUUUUGUUUU